Molecule: messenger RNA, 543 nt
Organism: Hyaloperonospora brassicae
Lineage: Eukaryota; Oomycota; Peronosporomycetes; Peronosporales; Peronosporaceae
Source: the annotation of a GenBank genome assembly
AUGACAGUGCACAUCGCGCCAUCGGCGGCCGUGUGCGUCCAGGCGCAGCUCAACGGCGCCGUAACGGUCGGGGCACAGAGCGCCGUGCAUCCUGGAGCAACUGUGUGUGCGGCAGACGGUGCUGCGAUCGUAUUGGGCGAUCGCUGCUUCGUAGAAGACGGCGCGGCGCUGGUCACCGACGCGCCGGGGGAGAUGCUCAUUGGCAGUGGCAAUGUGUUCGAGAGCGGCUGUGUGGUGCGCAGUCGGCGCGUGGGCCACAACAACUGGUUCGAGCCCAAGGCCGAGUGCCGCGCAGACUCUGUGAUUGGCGACAACUGCCUCAUUGGCAGCGGCGUCGUCGUGGCGCAGGGCGAGUGCGUGCCGGACAAUACGGUACUCGUGGUGGUCCAGACGCCGCUCGGUGACCUGCGACGCGUGACGCGGACGCAACGGACGUACUUGAGGGAGAUGCACGCUGCACUGGUGCAAAAGUAUGCUGCGGUUUUCGCGCGGGGCUCGAAGAGCGUCUAUGCGCUCGAGAAACACCACGAAUUGCGGACGUAA